AAGUCAGUAUUACAGUAGGAAACAGGUAGCCUAGCCUUUUCCUCCCCAGAAAUGAAGGAGAAUUCCCAGGGUUUUUGUCUUCCUCCAGUGAGAGCAUAAUCCUGAUUUCAUGUUCACCAAAAAACAACUCCUCCCUUUUAGUCAGAGAUCACCAACAACGAGAAAAAGUCUUGGAAAGAAACAAACUAAGUUGCUAUAAUUAUCUCAUUCUUUUCAGUUUCAAAUGUCAAAUAUCACAGGUGAUGAAGGAAGCUUCUCUUCAGGUAAUACUGGAGAAGAAGUUCAGCAGCUUCAAGAAAAGCAGCAGCUGCAGCUGCAGAAUCACUUCCAUGGUUCCAAUUCUGGUGCUACUAAUAGCAAUGACUCUACUUCUCAGCAGCAACAGCAACAGCCCAUCAAGAAAAAAAGAAAUCUACCAGGAACUCCAGAUCCUAAUGCUGAAGUUAUUGCUUUAUCACCAACAACGCUUAUGGCAACGAACCGGUUCGUGUGUGAAAUAUGCAACAAAGGGUUUCAGAGGGACCAAAACCUGCAACUGCAUAGGAGAGGCCAUAACCUUCCAUGGAAGCUUAGGCAAAGAACUACUACAGAAGUGAAGAAACGAGUGUACAUAUGCCCUGAGCCAACAUGCGUUCACCACAAUCCAGCUCGUGCACUAGGAGACCUAACAGGAAUUAAGAAGCAUUUUAGCCGUAAACAUGGCGAGAAGAAAUGGAAAUGCGACAAGUGCUCCAAGAAAUAUGCAGUUCAAUCUGAUUGGAAGGCUCAUCAGAAGACCUGUGGUACGAGGGAAUACAAAUGUGAUUGUGGAACCAUCUUUUCCAGAAGAGAUAGCUUCAUCACCCACAGAGCUUUUUGUGACGCAUUGGCAGAAGAAAACAACAAAGUUAACCAAGGACUAAUGUCUAACAUGGGAUCCAACUUGCAGACCCAAAUGCCUGAUAUCAUGUCCUCAAUGCCCUUAACCAGUACCAACGCCAACAGCACAUCUAUUGGGAUAUCAGAUUUCAACAGCUUUGAUCCCAAGAACCCUCUCAAAUCCCUUCCUCAAGAGCUCGUCCCAAUUCCAUUCAAGUCCAUGAACAUGGCAGCUGGAGGAGGAAUGUUUUCGAGCAGCUCCGGCACUCUCUUUGGCGGUCCAAGAAGCAUUUCUUCGGCUUCUUCUAGCCUCCAGCUCAGUUCCAAUAGUUCAUCUGGGUACAGUUAUCUCCAAGAUGGGAAAAAUGGGUGCCAAAUUUCAGGCUCGGCUCACAUGUCGGCAACAGCCUUGUUGCAAAAGGCAGCACAAAUGGGUGCAACUGCUAGUAACAGUAUCAACUCUCCUAUGAUGCAGAAGAGCUUUGCAAGUAGCAUGGCUGGUCCUGACCAGAUCUCUUCUAUAAGACCACCAUCUUAUGUUGGGGUUCAGCAGCAUGGCGCCACCUCGUAUGAUCACUUCCCAUCACAACCUGAACAAACAAGCAUGGUCGGAAUCAACGCUGGAGGAUUCAAUAAUAAUAACCAGCACUUGCAGAAAGGCCCACAAGAAAUGUCACAGUUUUUUGAAACUGCUACAGGUAGUUCAGGCAUGAAUGAUAUGGGAAUGUUCAGUACUAUGUUCAUGGGCACCGAACAAAACCCAGGUUUCAUGAAAAGCAUGGAACAUGAAGAUAGUGGUAGUUCAAGCUUGAUACAUGGAAGAUCUGGAAUGGAGAGGAACCUAAGUGGACCAUCAAGGUUCGGUGGGAGUGGUGGUGAAGGUGGUGACAGGAUGACUCGUGAUUUUAUGGGCAUUGGAGGUUCUAGGACAGGAAAUUUGCUUGAUCAUCAGCAACAGCAGCAGCAGCAGAGCCUGGAAAUGGAAGCAAUUAGCCAGCAGCACAGAAUGCCAAUGAUGAAUCACUUUCAGCAACAGCUCUCACUUGGGGAAUCAGCGUUGGAGAAACGCAUGUGGGAUGUUUGAUUCAUUGCAUGGCCAUAUGUGGGGAUUUGGGCUUAACAUUUUGGUAAUGAAGAAAGAUGGAUAAUGGGCUUAGAAGGUUGCAUCCCCACUUAGCCACUGCCAUGGAGGCUCUGUAUAAUUGAAUAAGCUUGUUUGUUUUGCAUUAUACUCAGGUUUAAUAAUCAUUUUUUCUUUGUUCUUUUUCCCUCAAA
Molecule: messenger RNA, 2133 nt
Organism: Manihot esculenta (cassava)
Lineage: Eukaryota; Viridiplantae; Streptophyta; Magnoliopsida; Malpighiales; Euphorbiaceae
Product: zinc finger protein GAI-ASSOCIATED FACTOR 1
Exons: 3
Coding region: 224-1942 (572 amino acids)
Cellular component (GO): nucleus
Molecular function (GO): DNA-binding transcription factor activity
Source: RefSeq, a predicted model, not a curated record